Messenger RNA from Oldenlandia corymbosa var. corymbosa, 624 nucleotides. The record is from the annotation of a GenBank genome assembly. Lineage: Eukaryota; Viridiplantae; Streptophyta; Magnoliopsida; Gentianales; Rubiaceae.
AUGGAGUGGAUGGACUGGUGGAUCAUGCGGCAUUGGGCAGUUUUCAGGGCAUCCAAUGCACUUGUGCAUUUCCUGCAGGAAUUUCUCCGUGCUCAUCUGGCAUUGGUGGACAUAAUCCAGGAUGAACCUGAUGGCCCUGAUAGCUUCUGUGCUGCAAUUGACGCUGAUGCCUCUGACAAAUACUCCGUCUCUGGGGGCAGUUUGGAAGUUGCCAUAGAAUUCUUGCACAAUCUGGGUCCUAGGCUUGACAGGUGGGUUGGAGAAGGUCUCCCAUCCAUGGCGCUUGAUAUAGGUGAAAGAUGCGCCGUCUUCAGCGAUUCCUCUUUCUGUAAUAAAUUUCCGGCGUAUGUGCUUCAAAAAGAAAUCCCAGCCCUUCUUUCUUGGAAACAACCUCGGCUCCCACUCAUCGGUGAUGGCAUUGAGGGUUGUUCUUGCAAAGCCCUUGGUGGUUGUGGAGGCGGAGGCAGAGUAGGUUCUCUGGCAGGGGAUGGUGGUGAAGUGGGCAUUCUUUGCCUUUCAGGAGAAGGCGAGGAUGAGGAGGAUGAUAUUCUUCUUCUUGUGUUGGAGGUGUUUUUGCGGGCAUCAACCUUCCUUCUUGCCGGCGGCAUCUUGUACAAACCCUAG